UUUUCAUUUUUAAUGCUUUAUUUUAUUCAGCGCUUGAUCUGACCUAGACAUUGGGAAACUAUCAUUUAUGUGUAGCAGACAAGCAAUCUAUAGCUGCUGUGGAGCUGCUGCUGUGUUUUGGAAAAUAAACCAGGAUUACAUUAUGUCUGAUCACUUUCCAUAUUACAUGAUGAACAGCGAUUCAGAAGAAGCAUAAAAUGAAUCCCGCCGAGCAGCCCCUUAGCUACCAUGUUGUUAACUGGCGGUUUCCUUCCCUCCCUCCUAUGUCUUCCUCAUUAGUGUCUAUGACUGAAGAGGAUCAGCUAAGAGUGGUUCCUUGCAGCUUAAAGGAAGGGAUUUUUCACACUCUGUCUUGGUAUCAGAAGUUGAAUUCAUGAACACAAUUUAGACAGAAGUCAUGGGAUGUAGCAGUUCUUCAUCGAAAGACAAAAGAUCUGAGACAAUGCUAAAAGCCACAUUGAUCAUCCAGAACUGGUACCGAGGUAACAGAGCUAGGCUGAAGGCCAGACAGCAGUAUGCCCUUGCCAUCUUCCGGUCUAUCGAAUAUGCUGAUGAACAAGGCCAAAUGCAGCUAUCCAGCUUCUUUUCCUUCAUGUUGGAAAACUACGCACAUGUACAUCAGGAUGAUCCAAAAUUAGUAAAUCGACUUGUUAAAAUCCAACAUGACAUCAAGAAUAGUCGGGACUUGGUGGACUUGAUAGUUGUCCCAGACUCUUAUGAUGGUCCUCGGUUGCAAUUUCCUCUUACUUUUACUGAUAUUGUUUCACUUGUGGAGGCCUUCAAGCAACAACAGAUACUUCAUGCUCAUUAUGUCUUAGAGGUGCUAAUUGAAACCAAGAGAGUUCUGAUGCAAAUGCCGAAUAUCACUCACGUAAAAACUUCUCCCUCCAAAGAGAUAACAAUCUGUGGUGAUUUGCAUGGGAAACUGGAUGAUCUUUGUUUGAUCUUCUAUAAGAAUGGUCUUCCCUCAGAGAACAACCCAUAUGUUUUUAAUGGUGAUUUUGUAGAUCGAGGAAAAAAUUCCAUAGAGAUCCUAAUGAUCUUGUUUGUGAGUUUUCUUGUGUUUCCUGAAGACCUGCACUUGAACAGAGGAAACCAUGAAGAUUUUAUGAUGAAUCUGAGGUAUGGCUUCACAAAAGAAAUUUUGCAUAAAUAUAAGCUACAUGGAAAAAGAAUCUUACAAAUCUUGGAAGAACUCUAUACAUGGCUCCCAAUUGGUACGAUCAUUGAUGAUGAAGUCCUGGUCAUACAUGGUGGGAUAUCAGAGUCCACAGACUUGAAUUUACUCCACCGUUUAGAAAGAAACAAAAUGAGAUCUGUGCUGAUACCACCAAUGAAAGAUAGUGGAGAGUACGCCACUGACUUGAAGCAAAACAAAGUAGGUGAAACUGUUACUGCGCCUGGGAGAAUCAAACCAAAUGAAUCCCCUUCUGAAGAUUUAUCAGUGUGUGAAUGGAAACAGGUUAUUGAUAUUCUGUGGAGUGAUCCCAGAAGCAAAAAAGGAUGUUACCCAAAUACAUGUCGAGGAGGGGGCUGUUAUUUUGGACCAGAUGUUACUGCCAGGAUUCUUAGUAGACACCAGUUGAAGAUGCUUAUUAGGUCUCAUGAAUGUAAGCCCGAAGGAUAUGAAAUCUGCCAUGAUGGGAAGGUUGUUACUGUAUUUUCUGCUUCUAAUUAUUAUGAAGAAGGCAGCAAUCGAGGGGCUUAUAUCAAACUGAGUUCUGGUAUGAAUCCUCAAUUUUUCCAGUACCAAGUAACUAAGGCAACAUGCCUGAAGCCUUUUUACAAAAGAGUGAACACUUUGGAAAUGAGUGCCAUCAAGAUAUUGAAAGAGAGAAUUAUUGCACGAAAAUCGGACCUCAUUUGUGCUUUUCAACUUGAAGACAAAAAAAACUCAGGACAAAUUUCUGUGAGCCAAUGGGCUUUUUGCAUGGAGAGCAUUUUGAGGCUGAACUUACCAUGGAGAUCCCUGAGUUUGCAUCUGGUAGACAUAGACAGAGAUGGAAAGGUUGACUACAUGUCCAGCUUCCACGAUAUCCACAUUGAAAAACCUGUGAAAGAGGUUCAUUCUGCUUUAAUUGAAACUCUGUACAGAUACCGAUCUGACCUGGAAACCGUAUUUAAUAUAAUUGACUCUGAUCACUCAGGCCUUAUCUCCAUGGAAGAAUUUCGUGCUAUGUGGAAACUUUUUCGUUCUCACUACAGUGUUCCUAUUGAGGAUUCCCAAGUUGAUUAUCUCGCCAACGCAAUGGAUGUAAACAAAGAUGGAAGCAUCGACUUUAAUGAGUUUUUAAAGGCUUUCCAUGUAGUGCAUAGAUAUGAGAAGUUGAAAAAAGAUGUCAACUUUGGCUAA
This is a messenger RNA of Carlito syrichta (Philippine tarsier), 2353 nucleotides long. RefSeq names its product protein phosphatase with EF-hand domain 1 (gene PPEF1). Bases 398 to 2353 code for a protein of 651 amino acids. Gene Ontology annotation, cellular component: cytosol; nucleus. Gene Ontology annotation, biological process: detection of stimulus involved in sensory perception. Gene Ontology annotation, molecular function: protein serine/threonine phosphatase activity; calcium ion binding; manganese ion binding. NCBI's taxonomy places the organism in Eukaryota, Metazoa, Chordata, Mammalia, Primates, Tarsiidae. The record is from RefSeq and is a predicted model, not a curated record. The transcript is spliced from 16 exons.